AUGGCUUCAAAAUACCCUGGUUUACCGCUACUCAGUGCAGAAGAGCUUCAUCAUGAACUAUUACCAGAAUUGCUACAAUGGUCGCUUACAAAUGGUCUCACAAUAUAUCCAUCAGAUUUUAAAUCUUACGAAUGCAAUGUUAUCAAUAUGACUGUCUAUCCGACACCUAUGCCUCGAAAUAGUUUUGAAGCAGCCAUCGAUGUGCAAUUGGAAUAUAACAAACUAUACGCUACUAUUGCUCAAGAUGCCGACGGCUGGCUUUCCAAAGAAACUCAGAAGUUGUCUGAAUUUGAUCCUGAUUUUACCGGUAAAUUAUGGGCCUUGUAUUUGAAAGCAAAAGAGAUCGGUAUGACUCAAAAGAUUGGAAUGGGCAUUUUUAGAUCAGAUUAUUUGAUAGACGGUGAUAAUGCCCAGAUCAAGCAAGUGGAAUUCAACACAGUUAGUGUUUCUUUUGGUGGUCUAUCCAGUAAAGUUAGCGAACUGCACAGUUAUUUAAACGCAUCUGGCAAAUAUGCCAAUGGUAAGCGAUUUUACGACUUGGAGGUUCCUAUAUCUAAUUCCGCUGAGUGCAUUACAAAUGGUAUGGCAAAUGCGAUAAAGAAAUAUAAUGCAGUGUCAAAAGCUAAGGAUUCCAUUGUUGUGUUUGUUGUCCAAAAGUCUGAGAGGAACGUUUUUGACCAGAGACUAUUGGAAUACAAUUUAUUUAAGCAACACGGUAUUUUAUCAAAAAGGUUGACCAUUCAUGAGAUUCACACAAAAAUAAUACUAGAGCCAACGAAAAAGAAGUUAUAUCUAAAAAGUACUGGUCAAGAAGUUGGUUUGGUUUAUUUUAGGGCAGGUUACACUCCGAAUGACUAUGUAACUGAACAGGACUGGGAAAAUAGAUUGCUGUUGGAGACCAGUUUUGCUAUUAAAGCUCCAAAUUUACUGACCCAACUUUCUGGUACCAAAAAGAUACAGCAACUUUUAGCAGACAAAUCAAUCUUGUCAAGGUUUGCUUCCUCGGAUGAAAUAGAGAAAUUAUAUGCAACUUUUGUGAAAAUGUAUCCUUUAGAUGAGUCUGAACUAGGAAAAGAAGGCAAAAGAUUAGCCUUGGAGGAACCAUCAAGUUUUGUUCUGAAACCUCAAAGAGAAGGUGGUGGUAAUAACAUAUACAAAGAAGAUAUUCCUAAGUUCUUAGCUACUAUACCAGAAAAGGACUGGAGUGCUUAUAUAUUGAUGGAACUAAUAGCCGCAACCCCCACCAAUGGUAACGUUAUCGCGAGAGAAGGUGAACUUGUGACGGAACCAAUUUUAAGUGAGUUGGGUAUCUUCGGCUGCGUACUCUUUGAUGAUAAAAACAUCUAUGAUAAUGUAAGGUCGGGAUGGCUUUUAAGGUCCAAAAUUGCUGUGUCCAAUGAAGGAGGUGUUGCAGCAGGCUUUGGAUGUAUUGACAGCCCUGUACUUUACUAA
Molecule: messenger RNA, 1452 nt
Organism: Eremothecium sinecaudum
Lineage: Eukaryota; Fungi; Ascomycota; Saccharomycetes; Saccharomycetales; Saccharomycetaceae
Gene: GSH2
Product: glutathione synthase
Exons: 1
Coding region: 1-1452 (483 amino acids)
Biological process (GO): glutathione biosynthetic process
Cellular component (GO): cytosol
Molecular function (GO): ATP binding; glutathione binding; glutathione synthase activity
Source: RefSeq, a predicted model, not a curated record